Aspergillus bombycis is the source of this 783-nucleotide messenger RNA. RefSeq names its product Fig1 domain-containing protein. Gene Ontology annotation, biological process: conjugation with cellular fusion. NCBI's taxonomy places the organism in Eukaryota, Fungi, Ascomycota, Eurotiomycetes, Eurotiales, Aspergillaceae. Bases 1 to 783 code for a protein of 260 amino acids. Gene Ontology annotation, cellular component: membrane; mating projection tip. The record is from RefSeq and is a predicted model, not a curated record. The transcript is spliced from 4 exons.
AUGGCCCGUUUCAUUCCCAUGAUCGGUUACCAUCACGUGCUUAUGAUAAUCAUUGCAGUUACCAUUAUUCUUCUCUCCCUCUUAUUGGCCGGAUGCUCGUCGUCCUCUCCACAAAUGCCCAGCAUAUUCUUGAUCUCUCUCUAUUAUCAACGCUACGACCCCGUCUUUAAUCUUGCCCAAGUGGACCCUGGCGUAGUGCAAGCAACAGCGAACAUUGUCGGAGGAGCGCAGAUGGAAGUCCGUGUGGGGUACUUCGGAAUCUGCGUAUCGCCAUCAGGAGGCGCCUACAUAUGCAAUUCAAAUGCGACGGCCCUGGCUGAGGUCGUCACUGUUGACCAAGAUCCGCUGAACCUGAUUUGGGUAGCAUCGACGUUUAAGGAUGCUGUGGUCUUCCCCUAUCUCCUAAUCGUUGCCGUUAUCCUCGCAUUUUUCUGCUUCAUCCUGCUGGCUACUUUCCCUGGAUGGCACGAAGAAAUUGACUCGAGCGGCUCUGAGCGUGAGGUGAAGCCGUUCCCUUCCCGGCCCGUGUCCCAGGCCGCGUUGGCUCUAAUUUUCGUGGCAUCCGUUUUUGUGCUGGUCUCGGUCCUAUGGCAGCACACUGCGUCCGUCGCCGCAAGCACCAUUGCCCAAGACAUGGGCAACGGCAGUGUCAAGAGUGGUGUAGGCAGCUCUGCGAUGGUUCUCGGAUGGUUUGGAUUUGGCUUGAUGGUGGUGACGACGAUAGGCUUGCUGGUGAUGAUUCUCAGCAUCAAGCUGAUACGGCAGUUGACGGAUGAAGAAUAA